Closterium sp. Naga37s-1 is the source of this 912-nucleotide messenger RNA. The record is from the annotation of a GenBank genome assembly. NCBI's taxonomy places the organism in Eukaryota, Viridiplantae, Streptophyta, Zygnematophyceae, Desmidiales, Closteriaceae.
AUGCCCGGCUUAGCGCCGGACUUGGCGGGAAUGGCGGACAUGGCUCCCUUGCUAAGCGUCAAUCCGUACGGCUCCAUGAGCGGUUGCAUUCGCCUCCGGACUCCCGAGCCCGUGCCGUACGAUCACGAGGAAAGAAGCGAAGGCAACAGCCAAGGCAUGCGCAUUUUUCCCCGUGACGUGCCCCUUGUUUCUCGCGCUGAGUGCUCCGAGGGUGCUUCCUGCAGCGAGGACGCUCCCCGGGAGAGAGCCGCGCACAAGGAGGAUCGCGUCGCUGUCGCCGGCUUCGACGUGCGAUUCUUCGAGGUCGUCUGCGACAUGCUCGUCUUGGCGCCUGCGUGCGACGCCGACGCGCCCGGGCGUGACGUUGUGGCGAGCCACGAAGCUGCCGCGUGUAAUGAUACGGCUGCUACUGCUGUCGCGUGCGCUGCCGAUGGGAGCGAUUCGAUCCUGCGCGCGCGUAUCGACGAGCAGGAGGCGCAGAUGGCGCAGCUGGAGGAGGAGAAUCACUCCCUACGAGACGUAUGUGCCAUGCACGCUUACCAACGCUGCACCGCCCCACACCCUCCUCUCUUCCACUCUUUCGACCCGCUCUCCUCUCCCCUUACCUCCCCCUCGCGCACUUUCGUGUUCCCCUUCCCUGCUGCUCAUUAUUUUUGUCAUCCGCUCGUCCUUGCCUUUCUUUCUGUUGAUAGGGCCUUCGCUUUCUCCUUUUUUUUGAUCGACGCUGGGGUGGGCGCGCUUUGCGUCUUGGCUCUUCACAUCGGAUUGCCGCUGCCUCUCGUAGCCUCUCGCCCCGUCCGCCUCGUGCCGCAUCUGCCGCCUCCACCCGCCUUGUUUUCCCGCGUCGUGGCGAACGCGUCGCAGCGAGGAAGAGGUUUUGGUUCUUGUGACACGAGCGCGACGGAUAUCUAG